AUGGAAGAAGCAAAUGAACGAUAUUAUUUACUCGAAAAAGAAUCAACAGAAAUUAAUAAAUCUGAUAUUUUAAAUAUUUUGUCAAUUUCUUUAUAUAAACAAGGAAAUUUAAAGAGAGCUUUAAUUAUUAAUGAUAAAUUAAUUGAAUUAGAUCCUUUAUAUCCAAAUGCAACAAAUAAUUCAGAAUUAUAUGAACAAGAAUUAUUAGCUAAUGGAGUUAAUGAAGAAGAUUUUCGUUUAAAUAUACCUCCAUUAAAUAAUUAUAGAUGGGGAAACUUAACAAAGAAUACAAAUAAAACUGAUAAUAUUCAAUUAAAUAAUACCUCAAUAAAAGAAGAAGAAAAAGAUGAUUCUGUAGAUAUUGAUGACCAAUUACUUUAUGAAUCAUUAUGCAGAGAUGAAGUUUCUUUGAAUAUAACAGAAAUAUCUAAACUUUAUUGUUAUUACAAAAUGGAUCGUCCAUUCCUUCGUUUAGCCCCAAUUAAAGUUGAAAUAAUUCGAUUCGAACCUUUAGCUGUUAUAUUUCGUAAUAUUAUUGCUGAUCAAGAAAUUGAAAUAUUAAAACAGUUAUCUAAGCCAAAACUUAGACAAGCGAAAGUUCAGGACCCAAAAACUGGAAAUCCAAUGACGGCUUCCUAUAGAAUUAGUAAAAGUGCUUGGCUAAGAAAUAAUGAAAAUCCAACGACAGAAUUAUUAGAUAAACGUAUAGGAAUGAUGACAAGUUUAGAUAUGGGAAGGACUGAACAGUUACAGAUUGGAAAUUAUGGAAUUGGUGGACAUUAUGAAUCCCAUUAUGACUUUGCUUUGGAGAAUGAAGCAAUAACAGAGACAUCUAUUAAUUCAAUUUCUAAUGGAAAUAGAAUUGGAACAGUUCUUUUUUAUUUAAGUACACCAGAAAAGGGCGGAUAUACAGUUUUUACUGAUUUAAAAACUGUAGCUAAACCAACUAAAAAUGAUGCUCUUUUUUGGUAUAAUUUGUGGAGAAGUGGAAAAGGUGAUAUGAGAACGAGGCAUGCUGCUUGUCCUGUUUUGCUUGGUGAUAAAUGGGUUUCGAAUUCUUGGUUACACGAAAGAGGACAGGAAUUUGUCCGUCCUUGUGGUUUAGAUCCAUCAAUACAAGAACGCUAUGUUGGUGAUUUGGGAGGUCCAGAGCCCCGAAAAUAUCCAAAUAUAUCACCAUAUUGA
Molecule: messenger RNA, 1185 nt
Organism: Meloidogyne enterolobii
Lineage: Eukaryota; Metazoa; Nematoda; Chromadorea; Rhabditida; Meloidogynidae
Source: the annotation of a GenBank genome assembly